CAUUUAAAAAUUGUGAAUCAGGUUUAUCAAAUAUAACUAUGCACAGAAAUAUACACGUAUCGGUGAUUUAUACACUUAUUUUGUAUUGUAAAUUGACAAGUUCAGAAACCGUAGAAUGGAAAAAUGAAGCCUUAAAAAGUGCAGAAAAAUUAGGAGACAAUGUUGAUGAAAUACUCGAUGAUUUGUUGGGAUAUAAGAAUUUCCAAGAUUAUUAUAACACAUUAUCGUUCAGCGAAAGAGAACUUGACGGAAGUGAUAUACUGGUAAAAAUGGCGAACAAUUUUGGAAAAAAGUUUUUCGAUAGAAACAAUGUUGUGAAAAGUUUGAAAAAAGUUGUUGAAGAUUCCCUAACAUCGACAAGUCAUCUAGAAGAAUGCUGUACACUGAAUCCAAGCAAUAUGGAAAUGAAUGACAGAUUCAAACAACUUAUUGGACAAGGUGGAUGUCAAAGAAUAUCUAAAACCGCAGAAAGAACAUUCGGUUUUUUGUCUAAAAAAUUCGAGGACGCCUGCGUCGAAAAUUUGGGUCAAAUGCCUUUUUUGGCAUGGCAGUAUUUUGCAAGUGAGUCAGGAAUAACGUCGCUCUAUCCCGGAAUCGAAGUUGAGGAUUGUGGUUCCUACGAUGCCAGAUACAGGCCUUUUUACGUACAAACAAACGUGCCUGAUUCAAAAGAUAUUGUCAUCGUUAUUGAUAAAAGUGGAUCGAUGGGGAAAAUAGAUAACUCGGGAGUAAAACUGAUGGACAUCGCUAAAGAAGCAGCUAAAACAGUCGUCAGCACUUUAAAUCCCCAUGACAGGGUCGCCGUUAUCGGGUUUUCAGACUCAAUCGUAGCGAUGGGAAGUAACAAUCCGAUUGAGUCUUGUUUUGGAGAAGAACUCGCCCGAGCAACAAACGAAAAUAUUCAAACAAUCAAUCAAUUUAUUAGUGAAAUCAGGCAUGGAGGAACGACCUCUUAUGCCUUGGCAUUGUCGAAAGCUUUCGAUUUCUUUGACGGAACACCAAUUAAAAAUAAACGUGCAGAGCGAGUGAUACUAUUCCUCUCCGACGGUAAACCAACAGACAAGCCAACUGAACUCGCAAGUGGGAGAUACAUUUUCACCGAUUUGAAAGAAAGAAAUAAAAAUCUUAAUAAUUCUGUUAUUUUAAUGACGUAUGGACUGGGAGACGACGAUUUUGACAUCUUACGAGCAAUGGCGUCACAAAAUGGUACACAAUAUGGAAUAGAAGGUGAUUCAGCAGAAGCUAUUAAGGUCGGAAGUUUCACACUCGUAAAAGAUCCUACGAAUCUACGCCAAGAAAUGGCUUCUUAUUACAGAUUUUUUUCAAAACGAACGACACAAACCACUCUUGACAAAGAAAUUUGGUCUCUACCAUACAAGGAUGCCUGGGGAAUGGGACUUUUGAUGAGUGUUUCUCUUCCUGUGCACGACGCUAGUGACAAUAUAGUUGGUGUUGUUGCAACAGAUCUCACAUUGGAUGAUUUGCUCUCUGGAGCAGUAUAUUUCAGACCUUCGGAAUUGUCAUACAUAUUUAUAAUAGACUCAUACGGUUACGUUCUCUACCAUCCAUUAUUUAAAUAUCCUGACGAUGGCGAAGUCAAAUACAUCGACAUACAAGCGUUUGAAACUGACAGAAGUAUGGCUGACGUUAUAGAUGAUAUGAAAAGUGGUGGCUCCGGAUCAAAGACAUUUUUUGCGCAAAGAAUUUCUUCUGGAGGAAGCAAUAAACUUUAUGGAGUAAAAACGUUUUCAACAACAACAGAGGCGUACUGGAAGCAGAUUCCACACACAGACUUCUCUCUGUGUGUUAUUCUCGCCAAAGGUGAUGUGGAGUCAACCUUGCAAACAGUUCAACCAAGAAACGGCGAUAAUUUUCUCUAUCAUAGACUGGAUAUUGCCCCGCCAGAGAAUCCAUGCAAACAUUAUAACAAUUAUUGCGCCAUGAAUCAGUCGGCUGUAUCACUUGGACCACGUGGAUUCAUUGACACAGAUGCAUAUCUCAUGAGCAAAGAAACAGUCGACGGAAUAAAGUCAAUCAAAAAUUACAUGAUUACUGGCCGAGGAGGAAGUUUAAUAACGAAUGGAGUUCGUAACGCGGUAUGGGCAACUCAAGAAGCUGAAAGAUUUUGGAAAGAACAUCAAGAGAACGAACUCGAAAAAUAUGUUAUGUGGAAAUAUGUCGCAACGAAUGGAGGAAUGAUAAGAAUGUACCCUGGUAGUCAAUUCCCGAAAGACUUCGAUCCAGCAGUUCGACCCUGGUAUCAAAACUCAAUGUCCAACAAAGGGAAAAAUACUUUCACGUUACCAUACAAAGACGCCGUCAGUGGACAGUUGAUCUUCACCUUGACAAAAGUAGUUUAUGAGGCGAAGCCCGUAGGAGAGCGAAACUACCUGAAAGACGAAGUUGUUGCUGUAAUGGGUGUCGAUAUUUUAGAUUCGGCUUUUCAAACUAUGAUAAAGGGCACAUUCCCACUUUGCUUUGAAAGCGAUGAUUAUAGAUGCAUUUUGAUUGACUCCGGUGGAUUUGUGAUGUAUGGAGAGAGCGUCAACUAUGAGACAGUAUUACCGGAACAUAUUACACAGAAAGAACCAUUGGUGGCCGAGUCACUUGUUGAAAAUGGUAUAAUGGCUCAUACCAAUUGUAUGGUGAUAGAAAGCACAACUGUACAAAAGACGUACAGGAUUCAACGAGAAGAAAACUUCGCUGGAGAGGCAAGUGGAAACUGUUUCAAGUACGAAUUUAUACCGAUACCUAGAACAAAUGUGUACAUGGUAGUUCGUCAAGUGCAAAGUUCGUGCCGCCCAAGCCAAUCGUCUUGUGUGUGUUCCGAUUUUUUCUCAAAGGAUCAGACUCGUGGAUGCGUAUCGAAUACACAAACAUGCGAAUGUCCUUGUACAAAAUUGUAUGAAGAUUUCAACACAUGCACCAACAAAUUUGAAUCAUCAGGAACAGAUACAGUACCCAGAGCAUGUACUCCAUCUCCCAGGAAACUGAUGGAAUUAGGUACAAAUGAAUACAAUAUCGGACAUCUUCCUCAGUGUACGAAAUACUCAGUAAAUAACGAUGACCCGCCUAAACCUGGUGGCGAAGGUGCAGGUAUAGGUGCAAUAGUUGGCGGAUGUGUCGCUGCAAUUAUUGUGUUAAUUAUUAUCAUUGUACUCGUGUAUCAGUUUGUAUAUAAAAAGAAUAAAAGUGCAAACAGACGGCAUUCUGAAAGCAUACGAAAUGAGCCUCUGCCUCCACCGCCAGUAGAAAAUGGCGAUCAUGAGACAUAUGUUCAACCUAUGGUUUUACCACUGUCGCCGUCUGCACCACCUGCGCCACCCGAAGAAAGUCAUUACGCGAAUGUUACUCCAUUUGGAAAAGUAUGAAGAUCAUUUUAAAUAGUCUCAAAAAUAUAAAUUUAUAUAUGAGGUCCGAGGAAUCGCUGUCGACAGAAAGCGUUAUGUUAUUGGUAUCAAAGAACGACACGGAAGAUAAUGUUUUACAAAGGCAAAUACUGAAUUCAAAGUUCUGACUGACAGCAGAAUGCUGUUACUAGACUGACCCAGAUAUUCGUAGACUAGGGUUUGUGUAUUCAUAGACAUUGACAUUCAUAGACUUGAGUUUUACGCCUUUAACGCAACUUUCUUCCAAAAUAAUGAAGCUCAUAUUUUUGUUUUACAAAAUUUAAAUUUGAUUGAAUCCGAAAAUGUUAUCGAUACUGAAAUUCUACUCGAAGUAUUUAUAAAUUCCAAAUAACUCGAAGGUGUAGCUACCUAUUGAUUCAAUAUUAAAUAAAUUUGAUUUUAUCCUAUCGAUUUAUUAAAGCCUGUUUAUUUCCUUUUUAAAAAGUCUAACUAAUGCAAUUUUAUUUAUAUUUUAAUUUCUCUUAAAUCCUGUUAAUAUUUUUUUUGAGUGUUGAUUACCUAUGCAGAGAAUGAAUGUGAAUAUAAUUUCUCUGUUUUAUCAUCUA
Styela clava is the source of this 3955-nucleotide messenger RNA. RefSeq names its product VWFA and cache domain-containing protein 1-like. Lineage: Eukaryota; Metazoa; Chordata; Ascidiacea; Stolidobranchia; Styelidae. Gene Ontology annotation, cellular component: voltage-gated calcium channel complex. Gene Ontology annotation, molecular function: voltage-gated calcium channel activity. The record is from RefSeq and is a predicted model, not a curated record.